AUGUCGCAAGGAAAAAUCGUGUUGAUGGCUUGCGGCAGCUUUAGUCCGCCGACUUACAUGCAUUUACGAAUGUUCGAAAUAGCAAAAGAUUAUAUCCACUCAUUGGGCCUUGGUACAAUAAUAGGUGGAAUUGUUUCACCCGUUCAUGAUGCAUAUGGCAAAAAGGAUCUAGUCGCUGCAAAUCACAGAAUCUCAAUGCUGAAGCUGGCAUUACGUUCGUCAGGAUGGAUCAAGGUUUCUGAAUGGGAAACUCAACAGGCCGGUUGGACGAGAACCAAGGUUUCUUUACAAUAUCAUCAGGAUACCAUAAACAACAAUUUAACAAGCAACAACGAUAAUCCGCCAUCUUGGUUGCCGGAUGACAUGUUGAAUGUAAACAACAUUCAGCCGCGGGAUUUGAACAAAUUGAACGAACGAAUGAAUGGUAAUAUGGAGGAUAAAGUUACGGUGAAGUUGUUAUGCGGAGCGGAUCUGUUAGAAUCAUUCGCCACUCCUGGAUUAUGGUCUGAAGAAGAUAUGGAAGCUAUCGUUGGUCGCCAUGGUUUGGUUGUCGUUAGUCGCGCGGGUUGCGACCCUGGGAAGUUCAUAUAUGAAUCGGACAUGCUGUAUAAAUACAGGAGAAAUGUUACUCUAGUAACAAACUACAUAGCGAAUGAAGUCUCCUCAACUGUAGUGAGAAGGUUGAUGAGGCGCGGAGAGAGUGCCAAGUAUUUGACCGAAGACAGUGUUCUGGCUUAUAUAAGACAGAAUUGUUUAUAUGGAGCUGAACCUUUUGUUACGUGA
This is a messenger RNA of Danaus chrysippus (African queen), 783 nucleotides long. NCBI's taxonomy places the organism in Eukaryota, Metazoa, Arthropoda, Insecta, Lepidoptera, Nymphalidae. The record is from the annotation of a GenBank genome assembly.